GAUUUGCAGCAAAGCCGACAUAGUAAAUAUGCAACGGCGCUUCCAAAGCCUUUUCCAACCACGCCGAGGCGGACUCUUUUGCGUCGAUGCUUUGUUUUCAGCACAGCGAAAAGUCAAUGGUUGUCAACGGACUGGCGGGCGUGAGGAGGAUGAAGACCCAGCAGUUGUGCUAAGGAAGUUGCAGGAAGAGAUGCGGAAGCGCUCGUUAGCUGAAGGGAAGGAAAUCCCACCGACUCCGCCUCGUCGCUCGGGAAAAACGAACUUCUUUGAUAGCAACCCAAAACCGGAAAACACAGAAGAGCAGGACACGAACAGAACACAAGAAGACUCACGCCAUCCACAAUCGGGGCCACACUCGCAGUCAAACGUGAAGCGGAAGGGAGGUGCUGAGACGAAGACGUCCAAUCCGUUUCUCCAAAAACUGACGAAGAUGGAAGUUGACACGCAAUCAACAUCUUUUCCCACGUAUGAUGCCGCAGCAGAGGAACGCCGGAAAAAAAUCGACGCCAAGAUCAAAGAGGAGCGCUCGAAAAUGGUGGUCUUCCGAGACGUGGGAAUGGAUUUAGACAAGCCGAUUCUUUCUCGUGACGUUUUCCUCAUUUUUAAAUACUUUCGCUACGGCUCGGAGUUCGCCGUUGAUAACGAGCUGGAGCGCAUGCUGCGUUACUUUAACGAGCACGCCACGAAUGAACUCAAAAUCAUCCAAGACAGUAAACUCAUGCGCGGCCCCCCAACGCUCUCGCGAAAGCGUCGACAUACACCGCGACCAAGGUCCUCCGCACAGUCAUUUGGGAAUCCUACGUUGAAAAACGAUCAACGCGAACACGACGAAUUGGCAGUGGUGCGACAGCAACAGCAGGCGCUACAGUUUCAGGUUAGCUCUUUCUUUCCACGGGUGAGGUGCGCAAACACCCGCCAGUUUUGUUCCCCCGGCUCUUCCGCGAACGCAGUAGCAAGCACCCUUUCUACACUUCUUUCAGCAAGCCACAACUCGUCUUCCUUCGCUCCUUUUCUCCCAUCAGCGGCAGCUGAAGAGAACAAGAAAGGCAGCACCGCCGCAAAGAAGUCCUUCAAUGCCAGGGACGAUGGCCUCUUCACCGUCAUGUCGCCUUCGAUGUUUCGUAGACCUGCAGUCGUCAUUUACUCGCAGCUAGGCCAGAGGUUCGGCUCCCAGGCCGACACGGAAUGGCGUCGUCUCGCCUACACCUCAAUCUGUCCGGGCCUCCUGCCUUACAUUCCAAUGCUAAGCAAUACCGCAAAAGAGGUAAAGGAUGAAACUGCUGGUGUGCAAUCGCCUUAUAGCGUGUCUGGUCAGACUGGUAAAAAAAAAGAUGGCAGUUUUUCUCGUUCCUCGGCGUCCUCCCGCUCAAUGCCGAUCGACGUCAUCUCACUGCGCAGCGUCGACGUGUACAAGUACGCCUGGGUGCAACGCAUGUACGUCAACCGCUUUGCCAAGUCUCUGUCUCAAACAACCUCCGCUGCCGGGUCAACAGCUGCUGGCGAACCGUCAGUAGCGGAGGUCAAUCGAGCGUUGAUUGCCUCUACGACGUUUGUGGGUAGUCAAUUACUGCAGCCGUUCUACACCACGUUGGGUUUGCGCAACUACCUAUUACCGCAUGUGAUGCUUGUAGAUCAUGAGGGCGUCAUCCGCUGGCUAAGCGGGGGCUGUCCGGAUGCUAAUGAGGAAGCUGUCUUUUCCUCAUUGUUGCGUCAGCUGGAGUCGGAGUAUUACAAGGCUUCAAAGUAG
Leptomonas pyrrhocoris is the source of this 1747-nucleotide messenger RNA. RefSeq lists its product as hypothetical. Bases 29 to 1747 code for a protein of 572 amino acids. Lineage: Eukaryota; Euglenozoa; Kinetoplastea; Trypanosomatida; Trypanosomatidae. The record is from RefSeq and is a predicted model, not a curated record. The transcript has a single exon.